UGCGUCGAAAGGCCUCGUUUGUAUCUUCGAUUCUUUUUGAAAGCGUCCGCCGAUUCACGAUCGCCACUCUCUCCGGUCGUGUCCGCCUCCCAGUGCGCUUGAUUUAUAUCAUUCUCUCUUUAUCACUCCCAUUGGACGACUUGUUUCGCCCACCUUUUUUCACUCCUCGGUAUAUCCCCGUCGCAGGAUCGAUCGAACCCUCCCGGAUACCGACCGAUACACACCGUUUCGACGUUGAACGUUCAUUUAAAACCAGUGCAAACUAGCCGCUAUCACUGCAAAGACAGUGUCAAAGCUAAACCACUCUCCCUUUUUCGGAAACCCGCAACUAGACGUCGCAAUCCUGCUCUAGAAGUUGGAACUCUUACGCUCAAGGACUGGACUCCUUGUCUCACUACAUAUCCAACAAACAAACCAAACCAAAUACACCCUCGCACGACUCACUCGCAAACCUCACUCAACUGGCACCUGCUGGCAAAGAUUUACUGCAAAAUUGUAGCCUGUCUCUGCUAUCUUGAGUCAGUGCAACUACGCUCGAGCAUCCCUCCAUCACAAGACGCCUCAAAAUUAAUUCACAUUGGAUGCAACCUGCCUCACCACCAGCACCUCCAAGUUGCAUAUAGCCCGCCAAACCGCCGAAUUUCGCAACAGACAAGUCAAGGAAUAACCGUUGAAAAUUUUCAAAAUGUCGCUUUCUCGCGCCUUCACCACCCGCAAGAACAAGCUCAGCGGGCAUCAUGAUCUUCUCGACAUGACCAAGUCGCCCCAGCGCAGCAACUCGGCCCGCGACCGACACCACCUCCCGAUUCUGCGCCACAAGAUCUCUGGCCCCAUCCAGCUCAUUCACACCACAAACAUGCUCUCCUACAACGCCCCCGACAUCCCGCAAGCCCUCCGCAGCAAGUCUUCUCUCCGAUCUGAAGACUCUGAGGCGCCCUCGACUGCCGAAUCGACACCGCCGACAAGCCCCGAUGUCUCGCCUGUGGAGGAUUGCCCUGGCCCCGAGCCGAAUCACCUGUCAACCUACUUCAUGGUCUCAGACAAGCCCGUCGUGGCACUGCCCAAGAUCGCUGAAGCUCCCGCCAUCCCUAAGCGAUCGCCCUCUCACACCAAGCAGAACUCAUACGAGGCCAUUGCCCGCCAACGAUCCGUCUCGCGUAUGUCUAAGGAUUCUGAGCACUCCGUGUCGACCAAGGCCAGCUUCUCCUUCUCACGAUCAUCCUCCACCUCGACCCGAGCCUCAUCAGCCUCUUACGCCUCAGCCGGCCAGACCCAGAAGCCUGCAGCAAAGCCCGCACCCGCGCCGGUGGCCGCCCCAGCUCCUCCGCCCUCAUUCCAGCAGCGAACUCCUCUCAAGGACUCACACCCGUUCGGUCAAGAGCUAGCGCAGGUGACUGAGCUCGCCGAGGAGUACAGCGCCAAGACAUCAAACAGCAAGGACGACGAUGAGGAUUCGAAAUACAUCAAGUCCAAUGGCCUCCACAAAUUCACCGCCGAAGACUACCUGGGCGAUGUCCAAAGUCUCCUGUCCAGUUUCUUCCCAGAGGUGUCACACGCCAAGCCAACAACACCCCUAUGGAUCUAGAUAACCCACAACUCACCACCGGCAUGCCGGUUUCUCUAUUCGGCUGUACAUAUUUGAUAGAAAUCUUACGACCACGAAGAGGGUGCGGGGCGCAACAACAAAAAGUCCUGGGCAGGACGAAUGGUGGAUGGAUGAGCAAGGUACAUAACUCGGGCGCUGUAUACAGCGACAUUUACUCUCUCCCUUGAAAAAUUUCCUUUUUUUAUGUCUGGUCUACCUUUCAUGUGUUGGGCUUUUGGAGGAAAGGAAAGGAAGGGAAGGGAAGGAUUGGGAAUGAUGGAUGGAAUACCAUUGAUUGUGACCGACGCUUGGCUAGGCACUAUUCCCUGGCUGGAGUCGGCGAUGGGCGUUGAAACGGGAAUGGGAAUACCUCUUUUUUUCUUUUUGAUCGACUUGUUCAUGAUGUGUAUCUUAUGAUGUGGAUACAGUACCGCUCUCUCUCACGCCAUACACGGCAGCAUUUCAUUUCACUUGACAUUACUUUCUCUCAUUACCGAUUCCCGAAUCGUGAA
This is a messenger RNA of Fusarium vanettenii 77-13-4, 2097 nucleotides long. RefSeq lists its product as uncharacterized. The transcript has a single exon. NCBI's taxonomy places the organism in Eukaryota, Fungi, Ascomycota, Sordariomycetes, Hypocreales, Nectriaceae. The record is from RefSeq and is a predicted model, not a curated record. Bases 686 to 1585 code for a protein of 299 amino acids.